UAUCAUAAUAAUGCCCAUUAUCCUGUGCGUAACAAUAUUUGGCAAAAGCUGACCCUAAUCGGGAAAGAUUUUUUUUAGCUGUAGGCAUUAAAGUGGAGACAUUAUUCUGAGGGCAUGCAUGGCUGCCUAGCUCUACAAUAACCUCCUAGAGCUUAACCGCAGAGAAAUUAUGAAGAAAUAUGACAGACCAACUCCUAUUACUUUGAUGAGAUUGGUAUAUUGACAGGCACAUAAGGUUACGAGGGGGUAAAAUAGCGAAAAACCUUUUAAUUCAUUGACUUUAUCUUCCGAGUUGUUUCUUAAAGAAGCUCUCAUGUUUCGUGGGUAAAAGUGUUAGUGUUAUUGUGAAAAUGGAUUUUUAACAUAUAACCAGCUUACAAGGUGACAAUUUGAUCAAACUCCAAUCCUGGCACAUCACACGAGACCAGCUCAGGAUGAGCUAAGAUGCCGCAUCAAAAGGAUGAAGCGAUUCAGUCCCAGCGGUCAACACUACCCUGACCCCUCAAUGCCUCCAGAAAAUGUUCCAGAGGUCAUUGAGGGGCAGACCCUCACCAACGAAAGUAAGAAGGUCAAGACAAACCAGUCGUUUGAAUCUUUAUUUGACAGUGAAUCCCUCUGUGACGUGAUUCUUAAUGUGAAUGAUGGACAAUUUGUUUUCAGAGGACACAGAAUGAUUCUUGGAUUAAAAAGUGAGAUUCUGGCCACCAUGUUGAAUGAACUCAAAUCUAGUGAUUCUCAGUCCAGACCAGUUUUGAAUUUGAAGGAGGCACCUGAGUGCAGUAUGGUGUUUAGUCGGUUUCUCUACUUCAUAUACAGUGGGGCUGUCUGGCUUCAUAGGGACUAUGUACUUCCCCUCCAUAGUCUGGCCGAAAAAUAUCAAGUCAAACCCUUAAUCCAACAUUGUCAGAGCUACAUCAGUCAAAUUCUUCUCAAUAUGAUCGAUACUACUGAUGGAUGUAGAGGAUUUUCAAUUGACAUCAUAUGUGACAUUUAUGAAGGAAAUUUGUAUUCUGAUGAAAUUUGUGAUCUCUGCUACAAAGUGCUAUGUGCCAAGUUCCGUGACUUGAUUGCUUCUGAAAGGUGGCCCUUUUGUAGUUGGCACUUGGUGAGUGAUUUACUGAAAUGUGAUGACUGCAAUGCUGAAGAGAAUGUGAUACUGACGUCUGCUACUGAAUGGAUGAAAAGGAACCAGUUAGCCGACAAAAAUCUCAUAGAGGACAUACUAGUCAAUAUUCGCUAUCCACUUCUUCAUCGGAAAGUCCUGUAUCACUUGCAGAAAAAUGGUGUAUUCAAAAACUUCCCACAAGUACAAGAACUUGUAGAGAAUGCAGUGCGAUAUCACUGUUUUAAAGACGUACCUGAAGCAAGGGAUGACUUUGUAGGGGUUCAGUUCACCAAAAGAACUCUCAAUAGAACCAGACCCAACAGUGCUGAAAACAACGGUAUGAACUCACCCAAAACGCUAUCAAGUUCUAACCAGAAUUUGAAUCGCAGUGUUCCCAGUCAAACCCACUGUUCUCCCGCAGUAUUAAUACAGAACCCUCAGCCUCCCCCCGUUGUGCAAAGUCAAAUUUACAGUAACCUUCUGCAAGAAAGUAGGGAGUAUCAAAGACUGUAUGAGGUGGCUCCUGCCCCUCCUUCCCCACCUAACCAACAGACUUUCUCACCCAUCCCUCAAAUGUACAAUGUGUCGUCUGCAGCAAACUAUGUACAAAAUGCUAGUGUUCAAACUGGAGACAGAUCCUCUUGAAUGUGUUCUAUGAUGGCAUAUUUUUAAGGACUGCAGUAUGCAGUGUAUAAUUUUUUUUUUUUCGCCCUUGAUUACAGUGCUAUUUGCAUUUCUUCUCCAUCACAAUAAAUCUCUGUCAAAAAAACUGCUUGUUACAUUGAGUGAAGCUUGUCAAAAUGUUUUUGAUUCCUUUGAAAUUUAUGUACUUUAAAUUACCUAAACAUUAAAUUUGAAUUCAACAUCGAAGAGAUAAUUUCAUUGCUGCUAUUAGGGAAAGACAUGGCUGAAAAUUCACGUAAAUACUUUGGGUUUUUAAUCUGUGUAAACUUUGAGUUUUAUAGAUCAAACAUGACAUUUUCCACUAAAGCUACAUAUAUUUAACAGCCAUUCUAGAAAAACUAGGUGUUCAUGGUUCACCAAAUCAUAUUAGUGCACUUAAUUUAGAAUUAAAUUGAGUGAAACUCUAGUUUGAAGGAAAUCCCAAAUGCUCACAUACCAGCAGAGCUGGAAAAACUAGCAAUGUACCUUGGCUUUGAAGAUUCUUUAAAAGAUAGGAUCUGGGGGACCUUAUGCAAUGGGAGCAUUUUAUCCAGACUUGACUAGCAGGGUAAUUAGAGGCAAUUUGUCUCCUCUUUUCAUCCAGUCUAAACUCUGUGCAGAACUCCUUCACUAACUAGCAAUUAAGCCCUUUUUUUUAUCCUACCAGAACAUUUUUAAAUAAUUUAAUUUAGCAUAUUUGAAGGAAUAUCAAAUAUGUCAGGAAACCUUGCGAGCUUGGUUUUUUGUUUUUUGUUUUUUUUGAAAAGUCCUCAGUGAAGCAUGGGGUUUUGUGUAAUUCAAGGAAAUUGGAAAAUUUGAAGCCAAGAAAAUUUGACCAAUUUGAAAUGCUGCUUUGGGUUUUAUGAUCAGUCAUGCACUUUAUAAUCAUUAUCAGAAGUAAUUAAAGCUUAAAAGGAUUAUAUUGAUCGUCAAUGUACACAUGAUCCUACUUCAGAUACUAUUGAAACAAGUUGUUUUUGCUCAAUAUUGUAUGAACACUAUUGCUUAUGUUGUUUUUUUUAUGUCAUUAAAUGUACAAGAAAAAAUGC
This is a messenger RNA of Saccostrea echinata, 2817 nucleotides long. Its product is annotated as BTB/POZ domain-containing protein 17-like. Gene Ontology annotation, molecular function: protein binding. Bases 461 to 1750 code for a protein of 429 amino acids. The transcript is spliced from 2 exons. The record is from RefSeq and is a predicted model, not a curated record. NCBI's taxonomy places the organism in Eukaryota, Metazoa, Mollusca, Bivalvia, Ostreida, Ostreidae.